Messenger RNA from Drosophila subobscura, 3585 nucleotides. RefSeq names its product integrator complex subunit 4-like. The record is from RefSeq and is a predicted model, not a curated record. Gene Ontology annotation, cellular component: integrator complex. NCBI's taxonomy places the organism in Eukaryota, Metazoa, Arthropoda, Insecta, Diptera, Drosophilidae. Gene Ontology annotation, biological process: snRNA processing.
GCCACACUGAUUUCAUAUUUAUUUCACAUUUUCCAUAGAUUCAAUUUGCAAUUCCGAAAAACAUAGUCAAAUAAAAUCCAAUCAAGCCAUGGCACUAGCCUUUAAGAAGGCCCACGGGUCCAUAGUUGAGACAGUCGAUGGAGCGCCGCCACUGAAGAAACUUCGCCUCCAAACACUAACCGCCAAAGCCAAGCCGGUGGAAAGGAAACUGCAGGUGCUGGCACAACUCGAUCCGUAUUUGGGAGCAGCCACUGUGGUAGCAGGCGCCGGUGGAGCAACGAUAACACCAGCAGCUGUGCCCCUAGCAGUAGCCCUGCCAAUGGGUAAUACAGGUGCGACAGCAACAAGUGGCUCUGCCAGCACCGGCACCGGCGCCGGCGCCGGCACCGCCAACAUUAGCCCAAGCAGCACCAAGGAGCUGCUGGAAGUGCUCGUCAAGAUCACGGAUGAGAUCUGCUACGAAGAUGUGGAUAUGGUCGAACUGAAGGAGGCCUCCGCGAAGAUAUAUCAACUGUUCCAGCUGCAGGAUCGGGAUAGCGACACUUCGGUGCGGGUGAAGCUGCUGGAGCUGCUCUCCGGCCUCGGCUGCGAGUGCACCACGGAGGCUGGUGUGAUUCUCAUCAUAGACCAUCUGAUCUACUUGCUGCGCAAGGAGACCUCGCAAAAGGUGCUCGCCCAGGGCAUGAUGUGCCUCUACCGGAUCGGCGAUCGCAGGCGUCACCUCGUCCCGAUGGCCUACAACACCCAGGUGGCCCAUCUGGCCAAAGAGGCGCUGCGCUCCGGCUCGACGCACACGCAGAAGAACGCGAUGCUGGUGAUCGGACGGUUCGCCACGCGAAUGGAGGGCGAGCGGCACUACGCGUGGAAACUGGCCUUCUACAUCGACUCGCAGGACUCGGGGGUGCGGGCGCAGGCUCUGCAUGCUCUGCUGACGCUGGGCGAGCGUGGAUCCAACCUGCCAGCGGUGCUCUACAAGCGGGCCGUGGAUGCCAUGAAGGACGACUACGAGUGCGUGCGCAAGGAGGCCCUGCGACUGGUGUACAUGCUGGGCAACAGCCACCCGGACUUCGUUAUCGCCUGGCGGCAGCAGGAGGACAUCCGCAUGAUCGAUGCCGCAUUCAGCAAGGUGUGCGAGGCGCUCUGCGAUCUCUCGCUGCAGAUACGAGUGUUGGCCGCCGAGCUGUUGGGUGGCAUGACCCACGUCAGUCGCGAGUUCCUCCACCAGACGCUCGACAAGAAGCUGAUGAGCAACCUGCGCAGGAAGCGCACGGCCCACGAGCGCGGCGCUCGUCUGGUGGCCAGCGGCGAGUGGUCGUCGGGCAAGCGCUGGGCGGACGAUGCGCCCCAAGAGCGCCUGGAUGCCCGCAGCAUAUCGAUAAUCGCCAGUGGAGCCUGCGGGGCCCUCAUCCACGGCCUGGAGGAUGAGUUCCUGGAGGUGAGAACGGCUGCUGUCGGCUCCAUGUGCAAGCUGGCACUGUCGCGGUCGGACUUUGCUCUCACCAGCCUGGACUUUCUGGUGGACAUGUUCAACGACGAGAUCGAGGAUGUGCGGCUGAAGGCCAUCUACAGCCUGACGGCCAUCGCUCGCCACAUAGUGCUGCGGGAGGAUCAGCUGGAGACAAUGCUGAGCUCGCUGGAGGACUACUCGGUGGAUGUGCGGGAGGGGCUGCAUCUGAUGCUGGGCGCCUGCCGCGUCUCCACGCAAACCUGCCUGCUGAUGGUCGUCCAGAAGCUGCUCGAUGUGCUGGCCAAGUAUCCGCAGGAUCGACACUCCACCUACGCCUGCAUGCGCAAGAUUGGACAGAAGCAUCCGCAUCUCGUCAUGGCCGUGGCCGUUCACCUGCUCUACGUGCACCCGUUCUUCGAGACGCCCGAGCGAGACGUGGAGGAUCCCACCUACCUGUGCGUCCUCAUUCUCGUCUUCAAUGCCGCCGAGCAUCUGAUGCCCAUCAUCAGCCUCCUGCCGACGGCCACCCACCGCCACUAUGCGUACUUGCGGGACAGCAUGCCGCGCCUGGUGCCCCAGCUGCCCAUCGAGGGCGCCUCCUCCUCGUGCACGAAUCAUCGGAUCGACGAUGCCGUCAAGGAGGCAGGCAGCUCCGCCGGGUACCUCAAAAUGAUUCUCAGCCACAUCGACGAGAUCGUCACCAUGUCCGACGGUCGCGUGGAGUUGCUCAAAACCGCCCAGUCAAUCUGCAGGUAAGUUCUGCCGCAAGUCCUCCACUGCCACCAAUUGAUGACUAAAUCUUCCCUGCAGCGCCUUGGGGACAUCGACUCGGGUCUGUAUGGGACGUCCAACUUUCUGGAGACUUUCCUCUCCGCCCAGAUUCAAAUUGAGCAAAUGCAGCGCUGCGCCAAGGCGCACAGAAGUCGCGUACCGCUGAAGGAAUCGCUGGCCGCCCUCAUCACCAAGUGCCUCAAGCUGCAGCACACGUUCUCGGGGCUGAGCUACUGGGACAUACUGCAGGUGAAGCAGCUGAGGCUGCGUGCCAGCGCCCUGCACCUGGUCUUGGUCGUGAAGGAUCGCUCGCAGAGCGCCCUGGGGAACCCCUGCCAGAUGCUGCUGCAGACGGCAGGCGACAUCAGUGAGUACAUAAAGGCCAACACAAAGGAGGAGGAGCAGCCGCUGCCGAUCCCAAGCAUUGCCACUGGCGACGAAGAGGAGGACAAGUCCAUUAAAGCGUCGACGAACAACGCCCAGCCGGACAGUUUUACGCGGCAGCUGCUGUCCAAGCUGGACGCGAUCACGGACCCAAGGCCGGGUCGCGUAUUCCGCGAGAUUCUGCCCCUGGUGCAGAAUGCACCGCCCCUGGCUCUGCCGCCCGCCAAUGAAAAGAUUCGUCGCUGCAUGGCCAGCAUAAUCGAGCCGUGCCCGCUGCAGUCGCAGGAUAAUGUGAUCAAGGUGACUGCUGGCCUCAUUGCAGCCGUUCCGUUCGUGGCGGAGAUCGACAACCUGCAGGAGUCGCAGAAGGCGGACAUGCGCAUCAAGAUCAAGUACCCCGACCAGCACAUGCACACGGUGGUGCCCAAAAUGACGGACUUCAAGCCCAUCAUGACCGAGCAGGGGGAGCACGAGACAAAUGUGCGCCUGCGAACGACGAUCCUGCUGUCGCACAGUGUCUGGACGGAGGCCUCCCUCGUGGAGAUUCAGCUCUGCCUGGCCGUGCGCCCCGGCAGCGAGCUGGAGCUCUGCAAGCCGGCAAAGGUCCUCUUUGCCCCCAAGCCGGUGCGGCGAGGCAUUUAGCGGGAGACUGGCGCUAAUGCCAAAGAAUCCGUAAAGGCUAGAAGAAGGCAGCACAGAAAGCAGACAGCGAGCGGACAAAGCGACGAAGCUGCUCAUGGACGCACAAACAAUGUAGUUGUUAGCGAUGUAACAUUGUGAAUUAUUCGAUAACAAAACCACUUUUCAUUUGUUUCUCACCAAAUCCCCCCCCUAAACUCUGUAACUCUUUUACGCAUAAAUGUAUAUGAUUGAACCUAAAUGAGCAAGACUAAGGAAGGAAGGGUACACAAAUGCAACAGGCGGUCAAAUGAUGUAACAUUCCAUUGCCACUUACAAUAGACUAAUAAAAUCAAAGAAAUCGG